Molecule: messenger RNA, 549 nt
Organism: Staurois parvus
Lineage: Eukaryota; Metazoa; Chordata; Amphibia; Anura; Ranidae
Source: the annotation of a GenBank genome assembly
AUGAGACCUUACAAGUGCCCUGACUGUGACAAAUCCUUCACAUACCCGUCCAAGCUGGUCACUCACCGGAAAACCCACACCAAGCCAAAGUCUUACUCGUGUGCCGAGUGCGACAAGCGUUUCACACACCAAUCCAACCUUCUCAUCCACCAGAAGACUCACUGUGGACAGAAGCCACACGUUUGCCAAGACUGUGGAAAGUCCUUCAUGUACCCCUCUAAGCUGCUCACCCACCAGAAAACCCAUUCUGGAAAUAAGCCUCACCAUUGCCCCGACUGCGGUAAAAGCUUUAUCUACCGGUGUAUGCUCCUCGCGCACCAGGAAACUCACAAUGGUCAGAAACCGUUCCAGUGCUCGGUGUGCGAAAAAGGCUUCCCUCGGAAAUCCUCCCUGAUAAUUCACAUGAGGAGGCACACUGGAGAACGUCCCUACCAAUGCCACAUUUGCAGUAGGGGCUUUGUAGAACACGCCAAGCUGCGGAGGCACAUCAGAGUUCACACGGGAGAAAAAACCCUUCCAUUGCCCUGUCUGCGGCAAGAGCUUCAAUGA